UUGUUGCAAAGGGCGUGGGCAUUGUUUUGGGUGUUUGUUUUUUUUUUUACUCUUGUUUCAUCAGCUUCAUGGAUCUACCUGGGGGUAAUGGAUGUAUUCAUCACCUUGCCGCUGUGUGUGAGCAUCGUCACCUGCGAGGAAACGACGAAUUACGGAUGAGGAGAGAUUGUGUCGGCGUUUAUUCACCCUGCCUGAACGUUUGACACUCGAACGCACCCUUUGCGAUAGAUAAUUCCGACCAAAUGAAAUAAAAUAAAUAGACUCUUAUCUAUUUUUUUCUCUAUAGCCUCGACCAGGCUAUUGCCCGCGCUUUCACGAGCUUCAUAUGGCUUUUAUCAGCGGGACAGAUUUAGGUGAAUAGGUGUGAUAAUCACAGCCGGCUCCAGUCAGAUAUGGCAGUAAGCACAUCAGAGCCGCUCUGUCAGCCGUGCGAUUACCAUGAAGCGUUCAAAGUGGAGCUACAGGUGAAGAGAUCUCUGAUGCCUGUUCAGCUGGGUCCAGAGCAGGUGGGCCUGGAGAUGCUGUGUCUCUGUGGGCAACUGGACCUCCUCAUCAGGGCACAGAUGCAGCAGUUCCAGGAGCAGUUAGGACAAGGCUGCAGCCCAGAGGAGUCAGACACUUUCCAGGCUCAAGGAUCAGAGAUUCUUGACCAGAUGCUGCAGUGCCUUGAACAUCUACCAAAGCCUAUGCCACAGCUGGAGGACUACCUGGACAUAGUGGGUCUGUCAGCAAUGUUUCCUCGUGUAGAGGUGUUCCUAAUUCAAGGCAGCCCCGUGGAAAUGUUGGAGAGGCCGCCGAUGGAUGAAUACUUCUUCCACAUUGCCAAACUGAACCAGCUCUUGGUGCUGAGUCAACAGCUAGAGGAAGACAUCAGACACCUUGGAAGUCAUAAAUACAUCGCCCACCAGCUCUCAGUUAUAUAUCAAGUUAUCAGCUCUUUCAGAGGAAUUCAGGUCUUCUCUGAAAUAAAGAAAGAUAUUGAGGCCAACUUCAAACAGAUGAAACAGUCUCUAGUGAUAGACGAAGGCUCCAGGCAUGAACCUCAGCUGGCGGCCCACUACAUCAACUGGAUAUUAGAAAUAACUCAAAGCUUGACAUCGGUGGUGCUGUCUCUACCCGAGGAGCUGACGGAGGACCUUCACCAGGCUGUGACCUUCAUGUCCCAGUUCCUGUCCUGACUCACCCUGACGAACUCCUCUGUUUCUAGGAACCCUGACGUUAUGAUGCACCGGGUUUGUUCAGGAGUCUCCUGCUUCUGAAUGAACUGAUGUUGUUAUGACUGUGAAAAGGUGCUACACAAGUCAAUUCAACUGAUUGGUGGUGGGAUUGGAAAGCCUUCUUCAUUUACAAAUCAUCUAGGUUUUUAUAUUGCCCUCCUCAAUCUGGCCAAUAUUAACCCCUACAGUGAGUCAGUUGUUUAGAAAUGAAUGUAAGUUUGCUGAAUCCCUCCUUGCACUACUGUUAUAAUUUUUUUUAACCUUACAUGAAAUAAUAAAAUUGAAUGCAAUAGGAGGUGUGUUUUGUCUACGCCUGUCAUGGUAAUGUGUACGUCCUCACUUCAGACAAUUUGGUUACACCAGGUAGACGUGGUCAUCUCGAAGAACAGAUCUUUAAGGCAGACAUUUUCACCUGUCAUGGCAAGUAAAGCACAGGUGUAUGGCUGCAACUAAAGAUUAUUUUCAUUACUGAUCAAUCAAUGAAUCAUUCUGCAUAAAAUGUGCCUGCUAUAGUUUCCCAGAUUUUGUAUUCAGAUUUCUUAUUUUAUUCAAUCAACCAUGCAAAACCCAAAAAUAUCCCAUCAGAUGUGACAAA
This is a messenger RNA of Seriola dumerili (greater amberjack), 1812 nucleotides long. RefSeq lists its product as uncharacterized. Bases 393 to 1178 code for a protein of 261 amino acids. The record is from RefSeq and is a predicted model, not a curated record. Lineage: Eukaryota; Metazoa; Chordata; Actinopteri; Carangiformes; Carangidae. The transcript has 8 exons.